AUGGAUAAAAGCGAUUUAUAUCGUUUUGCUCUUUUGAAUCAUUGGAGAAAGGAAAGGGAAAAGUAUCCCCGACCUAAUCCAUAUGAGGAUGGUAGCGAAUUCGAAGAUGAAUUCGAUUUGGAUGAUAUUGAAUUGGAUGAAAUUGAUUUUGAUGAGGAAUAUAUGAUGGAGUUAAGAGCUGAGGUGCCAUCAUCUGAUGAUGAUGGAGUUGAGAAUGAUGAUGAGGUAGGGGAUGAUGAUGAUGAGGGGGUUGAAGUUGUGAAUGAGGUUAAGGAUGAGUUUAAUGAUGAUGAGGGUGAUGGAGUUGAGGAGCUGAAUAG
Molecule: messenger RNA, 320 nt
Organism: Parasteatoda tepidariorum (common house spider)
Lineage: Eukaryota; Metazoa; Arthropoda; Arachnida; Araneae; Theridiidae
Source: RefSeq, a predicted model, not a curated record